Molecule: messenger RNA, 1682 nt
Organism: Ixodes scapularis (black-legged tick)
Lineage: Eukaryota; Metazoa; Arthropoda; Arachnida; Ixodida; Ixodidae
Exons: 2
Coding region: 1-882 (293 amino acids)
Source: RefSeq, a predicted model, not a curated record
AUGUACGGGGUCCUUCCGGACCAAUACUGGCUGCACUUAAAGAAGCUGGUGGAGGCCAUCCAUGCACUUUUGAGGGACACUGUAACUCCAGCAUCCAUUGAUGUUGCUGAGAAACUCCUCCGGACCUUUGUGGGCAUGACUGGGAGGCUGUAUGGAGCUGCAGCAAUGACAUUCAACCUGCACCAGUUACUCCAUCUAGCGGAAGCGGUGCGGCAACUGGGGCCACUGUGGGGCCAUUCUGCUUUUGAAUUUGAAAGCGGUAACGGGCAGCUCGUGAAGCUGGUGAAAGGAUCAAAUGCUGUUCCGUGCCAGAUUGUAGAAAGGGUUGUGAUGUCGCAGCAGUUGGAUCAAACGUUGGCGUCUUCGCUUCUAAGUGACAGUGUCAAAGUGAUGUGCUGUGACAUUCUGGGAUACCCUAAGCUCCAAAACUUCAAAUAUGCAAACGAUGUGUGCCUGCUGGGUUACUCUUCGAAGGCAUCAUUGAGCAAUGAGGAACAGAGUUGUCUUCCCGCUGGGUCUGGGGCCUCCUUUGAUCAGGCUGCAGAGUACAAACGCUUCGCAUGGAAAGGGCAGAUUUUUCACAGCCGAAACUAUGCCAGGAGUAAAAAGACAGACUCCUCUGUCUUUCAAACAAAGGAUAUGUGCUAUUUCGCCAUUUUGAGGGUUUUGUCUUUGAAAGGUGAGGUAACGCUUCUGUGCAGGGAAGUUAUCAUCACUUGUGCAGGUCCCUUCCCACAGCACAUCAAGCCUUGUUUUCUUUCUCAUGUGAACUUGCAGGCUGUUAAACCACAGCAGCUGAAGGCACCAUGCCUUUUUCUCACUUUCAGGCAGCCCUCAGUAAGCUAUGUCUGUGAUCUGCCAAACCUUCUUGAGCGCGAUUGAUGCAAUGUACCGGGGGUGCCGAAGUAAAGUAACUAUUCCCUAGGAGUUGAAAUAUCCAAAACUACAUCCUGUUAUAAUUUAUCCCUGUUUUUUGGUCGUUUCAACAAGGGAAAUCUAUAGAGAUUGGAUCUUUCACAUCUUCAGACUUCUUGUUUUGCUCCUAAUGUGUUGCUGCAAGUAACUCUACGUUCAUAAGUGGUUUUCUUUGUUUACAUUGUGUUAUACUUUGUGUGCUUCAUUUGCUCUUCUGAGUCUAGUCGGGCUAAUUUGAUUAUCGACCUGUGGAAGAUGGCCAUUGUUUGAGUAAUAAUCUCAAUGUCUCAGCCUGCUAAUGUGUCUUUCCCUAACCUUUUUGACAGAAACGUGUGAAGCUUGUAUGGGUAGCAGUAGGGUAGGCUUGUUUUAACUGCAAGCAGGCAUAUAAGAAAAUAACUUUUUUGUUAUUAUGUAACUUGAAAAAUCUGAGAUGGACUUAGACCUUUCGUUAUUCUGUCCACAUUGCAUCAUAAUUGAAUAGCUUCAACAACCUUCUGUAUCUGUGGACCGCAAAGUGGGCUUUUGUUGGUAUCAUUUCACAUCAUGAUUUGAUUGAUUUUGUUUUCAUACUUCUGUGUUAAUUUUGUCUAGUUAAUUGUUUUAGUAACUAUAGGUUAUGUAUGAGGGUUAUAAGUUCCUGGCUCUCUUCAUUACUGUACUGUUAUUUAAUGAUUUGUCUUUCAUUUAAUGAUUUGUCUUGUAACACCUACAAGUACUUGUAAAACUCUUGUUCUAGCACAAAUAAAACUGAUCAGCAAGGUAGU